Molecule: messenger RNA, 1365 nt
Organism: Quercus lobata
Lineage: Eukaryota; Viridiplantae; Streptophyta; Magnoliopsida; Fagales; Fagaceae
Product: autophagy-related protein 3-like
Exons: 10
Coding region: 142-1083 (313 amino acids)
Biological process (GO): nucleophagy; autophagosome assembly; glycophagy
Cellular component (GO): cytosol; phagophore assembly site
Molecular function (GO): Atg8-family ligase activity
Source: RefSeq, a predicted model, not a curated record
GUUGAUAGUUGAUACGACUUACGAGAGUUAAACCAUAUUUAUCUCCAAUUUUUCAAAAGUGAUUUAUUUAUUAGUGUCACGACUCACAGUAUCUGAUAUUUGGCUAAGAAGAGUGAGUGAGUGAGUGAGUGAGUGGGAGAGAUGGUGCUAUCUCAGAAACUUCACGAAGCCUUCAAAGGCACCGUAGAGAGAAUCACAGCUCCCCGCACCGUCUCUGCCCUGAAGGAAAAAGGCGUUCUCAGCAUCACCGAAUUCAUCGUCGCCGGCGAUAAUCUCGUCUCCAAAUGCCCCACCUGGUCUUGGGAAUCAGGCGAGCAAAGCAAGAUGAAGUCAUAUUUACCUCCGGAAAAGCAGUUCCUCAUCACUAGAAAUGUUCCUUGUCUACGAAGGGUUGCAUCUUUAGAAGAAGAAUAUGAAGUUGGAGGUGAAGUGCUAAUUGAUAAUGAAGAUAAUGAUGGUUGGCUGGCAACUCAUGGUAACCCAAAAGAAAAUAAUUGUGAUGAGGAUGAUAACUUGCCUUCCAUGGAGACCCUUGAAAUCAGCAAUAAGAAUCCUAUUCAGUCAAUUCCUUCAUACUUUGGGGGUGAGGAGGAAGAAGAUAUUCCAGACAUGGCCGAAUACGAUGAACCUGACAACCUUAUUGAAAUGGACCCUGCAACACUUCGGUCUACAUAUCUUGUGGCUCAAGAACCUGAUGAUGAUAAUAUUCUUCGAACCCGAACAUAUGACAUCAGCAUCACGUAUGAUAAAUAUUAUCAAACACCUCGAGUAUGGCUUACCGGAUAUGAUGAGUCAAGGAUGCUUUUGCAACCAGAACUUGUACUUGAAGAUGUUAGUCAAGACCAUGCACACAAAACGGUAACCAUUGAAGACCAUCACCACUUGCCUGGAAAGCAUGCAUCUGUUCAUCCAUGUCGACAUGGAGCCGUGAUGAAGAAGAUUAUUGAUGUUCUAAUGUCACAUGGGGUUGAACCAGAAGUUGACAAGUACCUCUUCUUAUUCCUGAAGUUUGUGGCAUCUGUAAUUCCAACAAUCGAAUAUGAUUACACCCUAGACUUUGAUCUUGGUAGAUCAAGCAAUUGAUGAGAGAUUGAAGCCACAGGUUUAAUGUAUAAUGCAAGCAGAAAUCAGUCAACUGUCUCUGUUUAUUAGUAAUUUAUGCUAGACUGACCACAGUUGUGGAAUCUGUUCUGUAAUUAUUGUUGUACAGUUUUCUUUAUAUUAAAGGGAGACAAUCGCUUAUUGAAGCUGUCUAUAGUUGGCAUGCCCUACUCAAUAAGCCAGGGUUGAAGUUGAGUUGCUCAUUAUUGGCAUAACAAAGCUGUUUUAUUUAAUAAAUAGAACUCAAAAGAGUUCAGACGUGAA